AUGUAUGAAUCACAGACAUUAAUAUCUAGGAGACAUAAUCGUAUACAAUCAUCAUCUACGCCAAGACCGCCAAGAUCAUACUCCAAAGGUUGUGAACCCAUCUUAGAAACUAUUGAAUUAGAACAAGAAACAAGAGGUAGAGCUUCUAGCAUUGUUACUAAUAAUAGUAGAGGAUCCUUAUCAUCUAAUUUAUCUAAUCGAAAAAAGAAUUUCAAAUCUCCUUCUAAUACAUCUUCUUCUUCUUCUUAUAGACAACAAUUAGAUCAUUCAAGAAGAUCAAGUGAGUAUUAUCCUAAUUCUACCAAAUCUGACAAUUCAAAGUUUGUUAGAUCUAGGCAUCAUCCAAUGUCAUAUGACAACAACUACAAGAAGAAUAUUCCAAUGGUUAAGUCAUCUACAUUAGUUCUACAUAAAUCUAGUUCUGAAUCACAUGUACCAACUAAGCCGCACUCUUUAUCAUUACAUCACCCAAAACCAAAAUUCAAUAAACAACAAUGGAAUUCAUUCAAUGUCCCUCAAAGACCUUAUAGUUCCAAUUAUGCGCUAGAAUCACAACAAAGAGAUAAUACACUAUCACCAAUCAAUAUCUUAAAAGAUGAUUAUGAUACAAAGAGAAUCCCAAGAAAUUAUAGUUGGGCUGGUGCCCCUACUUCACUGCUGCAUCCACAAUUAUCAAGAACUUAUAAUUCAUUCAAAACCUUAUCAGAAGAUAAUAGUAACAUACCAGAAGUUGUCAUAACUCAACAAGAGAAUCCUCCUAAUCAUAAUUUAUAUACUAAGAUUACAAAACUUAUCGACCUGGCCCAUCAUAGUCUUAAUUCAUUUGUAUCCAGUCUAUCAUUAAAAGAAUCCCGGACUUCAGAAACCAUCCCCACAAACCGACCUCAGAGUACCCAUGAUGAUUCAAGCGACGAUGAUCUGGAUGAUGAUGAAGAUGACAUAAACAUAUAUCCGAGACCAGAUCAGUCCAAUGAUACACAGUACACUAUAGAACAAUGGAAAUCUCCUCAUCUCCAUCCUUCAUCCAAUGAUAUCGAUGCCAUAAUUAAAGAAAUCCAUGAAUUACAUGGGAGUUUUGUAGAUAAGUUUAAUCUACCUGUUUCCAACGUGAAAUUAAAUAGGAUUCAACAAAGAAUAUUGGAUUAUAAACAACUUUAUGAAGGUGAACAAGAUUCACAAUCAACCCAUAAUAAACAUAAUGGGGAUGUGCCUUACGAAUUAAAGAUCCAGAAUGAAACUAUCUUAUCUCAAUAUACUUCAAUUCGAUUAAGAUUUGCUUCUCAUGAAUUUGAAACUACUAAUAAGGAGAAAUUUGUCCGAAGUUAUGCCGGGGUAUUGGGAUAUGUUAAUCGAGUUAAACAGCUGAUUGAUAUUAAUGAAGAUGAUUUAACUUGGAUUUCUAAAAUAACCAAGGAUGAUUAUGAAGCUAAGGGGGUGACAUUUGAGAAUAAGGAUGAAUUUUUAAAGGGGAUUUGGGAUGAUGAAUUUAAUACUUACUUUUCAUACACCAAAGAGGAACAACAAGUAGGAAACGAACAACAGCAACAACAGCAACCUCAAGAUGAACCUGAAGACGAAUCUACAGAGCGAGAGGAUGAGAAUAUUUAUGAACAUAAUCGUAGAAUUAUUAAUAUGUCCAAUUUAGCUAAAUCGGUGAAAUUAGGACAAGCCAUAUAG
Molecule: messenger RNA, 1677 nt
Organism: Hemisphaericaspora subhashii
Lineage: Eukaryota; Fungi; Ascomycota; Pichiomycetes; Serinales; Debaryomycetaceae
Exons: 1
Coding region: 1-1677 (558 amino acids)
Source: RefSeq, a predicted model, not a curated record